UUGGUAAUUUGUUUAUAAGAAAAGGUACAAUAAUAAGUUUUUGCAUUUCAUUAUUUUUUUUCAAUUCGGGAUUUUUUUCAACUUGACCACAGUAAUUCUAUAAACAAAACGGAAAGUAUUGGGAUGAUGGUGAGCAUAAAUUAUAGAUAGUGAGGUUAUAGCGGUUAUAAGAAAAAUAUUGGUUAAUAUUCGGUCUUGUACAAAUAAUUUAAAAUCAUAUUAUUUUGAGGUAUAACUAUUUUAAACCAAUUGUAGUUUAAAAUAUAUCAGAAGUAUGUUUAAUAGAGCAAGAGUUUUGUACAAGUGUGCAAGUCUUUUAAAGAAUUCAAAUCAUGUAGCAAAUACAAAUGUUUAUUUUCAAUUCCUGCCACUACGUCAUCGUUCUUCAACUCCAAUUAAUACUGUUUUAAUGUUUGUACCUCAGCAAGAGGCUUGGAUUGUAGAACGUAUGGGCAAGUUUGAUCGUAUAUUAGAACCAGGUUUAAACAUUUUAGUUCCAAUUAUUGAUAAAGUUAAAUAUGUUCAAAGUUUAAAAGAAAUAGCAAUUGACGUUCCAAAACAAAGUGCUAUUACAUCAGAUAAUGUUACAUUAAGUAUAGAUGGUGUGCUAUAUUUAAGAAUAAUUGAUCCUUAUUUAGCAAGUUAUGGGGUUGAAGAUCCUGAAUUUGCUAUUACACAGCUUGCACAAACAACUAUGAGAUCAGAAUUGGGAAAAAUUUCUUUAGAUAAAGUAUUUAGGGAAAGGGAAAAUUUGAAUGUAUCUAUAGUUGAAGCUAUAAAUAAGGCUAGUGAAGCAUGGGGAAUCACUUGCCUUCGAUAUGAAAUAAGAGAUAUUAAAUUGCCUGGAAGAGUUCAAGAAGCAAUGCAAAUGCAAGUAGAAGCUGAACGAAAGAAAAGGGCUGCAAUUUUAGAGUCUGAGGGAGUACGGGAAGCUGAUAUCAAUGUUGCAGAAGGAAAACGAAAAGCCAGGAUAUUGGCAUCAGAAGCAGAACGUCAGGAACAGAUAAAUAAAGCAGCUGGUGAAGCUGCAGGAAUUAUUGCAAUUGCCGAUGCUAGGGCAAACAGUUUAAAAGUUAUAGCUAAAGCUUUGGAUGAACACCGAGGUCAAAAUGCAGCUUCCUUAACUAUUGCAGAACAGUAUGUACAAGCUUUCAAUAAAUUAGCAAGGGUAAAUAACACUCUUAUUUUGCCUGCAAACGCUGGAGAUAUUUCGAGUAUGGUAGCACAGGCAAUGUCAAUUUAUGGAAAACUCUCAAAUUCAAAUUCAGACCACAAUAUUGAAGCCCUCAACCAAAAUAUUAAUUUUGAAAAUACGUCUAGGAAAUAUUCCGCAAAAUCAUCACACAAAGACGACUUUGCAGAAUAUUUUAGUGAUGAUGAAGACCUUGCCAGACACUCGAAAACUGAAAACGAAAAGCCACAACUUCAACUAAAAUAAAAUCAUUUUGUCAGCUUGUAAAGUUUUUUUACAUAAGUAUAUAUAUAUUGUUUCUAUAAAUAAGGCAAAUACAUUACUGGACAGUUCUAA
Molecule: messenger RNA, 1528 nt
Organism: Agrilus planipennis (emerald ash borer)
Lineage: Eukaryota; Metazoa; Arthropoda; Insecta; Coleoptera; Buprestidae
Gene: Stoml2
Product: stomatin-like protein 2, mitochondrial
Exons: 6
Coding region: 275-1438 (387 amino acids)
Cellular component (GO): membrane
Source: RefSeq, a predicted model, not a curated record